Messenger RNA from Pneumocystis murina B123, 826 nucleotides. RefSeq lists its product as hypothetical. Gene Ontology annotation, biological process: vesicle fusion; Golgi to vacuole transport; intracellular protein transport. Lineage: Eukaryota; Fungi; Ascomycota; Pneumocystomycetes; Pneumocystales; Pneumocystaceae. Gene Ontology annotation, molecular function: SNAP receptor activity; SNARE binding. The transcript is spliced from 5 exons. The coding region runs from base 21 to 818 and encodes 265 amino acids. Gene Ontology annotation, cellular component: SNARE complex; endomembrane system; membrane. The record is from RefSeq and is a predicted model, not a curated record.
AAGAUUAUAAAUAAAAAGAGAUGUCCUUUGCUGAUUUAUAUGACACAAAACCUAUGCUAUCUUAUAAAAAUUACACUGAGGAUUCAUUAGAAUAUCGUGAAUAUUAUAUUUUAGUACAACAGAUAUCCCAUAAUAUUCUUACUAUUAAUUCUAAUGUUUCCACUAUAAAUAAAUUAUCUGAUAUUUUUGGAACAAAAAAAGACACUGAUGAUAUUCGAAACCAGCUGCAUAAACUGAUUGAAGAAACCCAUGAACUUGUCAAAACAACGAUGACAUGCGUCAAAAAAUUAUGCGAAUAUGAGUUUCCUUCAGAUUCUCAUAAUAAGUUUACUCAACAAAAACUUUCAAAUGAUUUUUCUAAUGUUCUUAUAAAUUUCAAAAAAGCGCAGAAUAUCUCAAUAGAACGUCAAAAAAAGUGCAUACGAGUUUCAAAAAUAAUUGUUGAAGAAAAUGAUCAAGAAGAAAAUUCACCACUUCUUCAAGAUAAAUUUAGAAUGCAACUUAUUGAUGGCUCAGAAAUAGAGUUUAAUGAAUCAUUAAUUUUGGAACGAGAAUCAGAAAUUCAUACUAUAGAGUCGGGUAUUAUAGAAUUAAAUGAGAUUUUCCGGGAUCUAGGAACUAUUAUAUCAGAGCAGGGAACUAUGAUAGAUAAUAUUGAGAAUAAUAUAAGCACAACUUUAUCUCAAGUAAUUCAUGCUGAUAAUGAACUCAAAAAUGCCAAUAGAUAUCAGAAAAAGACAAGAAACAGAUCAUGUUGCAUAUUAUUUAUUUUAAGCUUUAUAGCUUCUAUAGUCAUUUUAACGAUUAUUUUAGGAUGAUUUAAUCC